ACAGCCGCUGCCAGGGAGCCGCAGGGGCGCACAGAAGACACGGAGAGCUGUGCGGCUGAUUUUUUUCAGCCUGCUGAAUCUGCAUUUUUAUUUUGUGGAUUUUUGCUCCAGUUGUUAAAGAAACUUUGUUUUGUUUGUUUGUUUUGUUUUGAUGACUGCAGGAUUCAGGGACAGUCACGGGGGGUGAGAGGGAUAAUAAGGAACAUGUGGAGCUUUUGGAUGCGCGGUGGACAAGUUUUGCGCCACUUGGAAUUGUGGCACAAAACAGGCGCUUUUUAAGCUGCUGUCACUUUGACUGACUUUAGUAUCCAGCACCCCUGAUAUGGCAUGUUUCCUGCGUCGUGUCCCCGUGCUCAGGAUUGCGACCCAUGGGAUGUAGUAAAUGGAGAGCUGCGUUCAACUUUGGACACCUGAAGGUGCACUCCAAGCUGCCUGUCUUCUUUACCAUGAUUAUUCUCUUCAUUUACCUCUUUUACUGCCUCAACGGUUACUGCGAAUCCCUGCCCAGACCCGUGUAUGACCAGCGAAGUAAUCUCCAAACCAAAAUUAUCUUUAAAGAUGGACAAGAAACGGAGCAGCUCGGCGCGUAUAACGCCUCUCCGGUCUCGUUUGUCCGGGAACAGCUGUCGGACUUGACGAACAGCGAUCCCCCGUCCAACAAUAUUUCUAUAGCCAAUAAUUUUGGCAGCAAAAAAUUCCCUCAGGCCAUCAUCAUCGGGGUGAAGAAAGGUGGCACUCGGGCCCUCCUGGAGUUUUUGCGCAUCCAUCCAGACGUGCGAGCCGUGGGCGCUGAGCCGCACUUCUUCGAUCGCUUCUACGAGAAGGGACUGGAAUGGUACAGGAAUCUGAUGCCUCGUACUCUGGAAGGCCAGAUAACCAUGGAGAAAACCCCGAGCUACUUCAUCACCAAAGAAGCUCCUCGGCGCGUCUUCUCCAUGAGCCGCCACACCAGGCUUAUCGUGGUGGUUCGGGACCCUGUGACGCGCGCUGUUUCCGAUUACACGCAGACUCUGUCCAAAUCUCCCGGGCUUCCGUCCUUUCAGAACCUGGUCUUUCGUAACGCCACCACAGGCCUCAUCGACACAUCUUGGAGCGCCGUACGCAUCGGCAUCUAUGCCAAGCACCUAGAGAACUGGCUGCGCUACUUUCCACUGUCGCGCUUCCUGUUUGUCAGCGGCGAACGCCUUGUAACAGACCCGGCGGGUGAAAUGGGCCGGGUCCAGGACUUCCUAGGGCUCAAGCGCGUGGUCACAGAUAAGCACUUCUACUUCAACCAGACCAAAGGUUUCCCCUGCCUAAAGAAGCCCGAGGGGAGCAGCAGGCCUCGCUGCCUGGGGAAGUCAAAGGGGAGGCCCCAUCCACAGAUACCCUCUGAGGUCCUGCUCAGGCUCAGAGACUUCUACAGACCGUUUAAUCUUAAAUUUUACCAAAUGACUGGCCACGACUUUGGCUGGGACCAAAUGGCAACUCACCAAAGCUCUUAGAAACUGCCAGUUUUAUUCACCAACAGUUAAACACGGGCAGGGAUAUUGUGUGUUCUAUUGUUUGUUGCCAAAGGUUCUACUCUGCAUAACUUGCCUUUUGUUUUUCAUUUCUUAAGGUAUGAUACCUGAAUGCCAACGCACAAAGGAGCCUUCACCUGGCUUUAUAACAACCAUGCUAACAAAGUUUAGAAAAACUUCAAUCCUUUGAAGCACUUUAGCAAGCAUUUUCGACAAAGUCUUGUGCAAAUGGCUUGUUUUGUGCUCAUACAGACAAGCAGAAGGCAAACUAAAGCAUAAUGCCUAUUUACUUAAAUCAGGAUUUCAAGCUCUUGACACCCCAAGUUAAGCUGCCAUUGCUAUCCAAAACACUGACGAUGGGAGACGUUCACAAUGUUAAACCAAAAAGAAAAAGAGAUUUGCCGGGUGAACAAAGCCAUGGUACGCAAUGGUGCAAUCAUAAUAAAUGCAAAUGGGUUGAGACACAAGUUGAUCAUUCGGAAAUAGUUACACUAAAUCAACAGAAAUAACAGUUCAACUCUGGUUAUAUACACAUACAAAAAGUCUAAAGUUUGUUUUAUGGACUAUCAUUUCAUGUUUUUAAAUACAAGAUGUAGCAAAGAUGAUAAAUAGCUGGUUCUGAUGAAAAAAGGUAAGAGAGGGAAACCAGCCAUGGUCAACUACAUGCUGUAAAUUUGCAGUUAUUUAUGUCAGUAAUGCAAUGAGUGCAUUGUUAAAGACUGGAGAGGAACAUUUACAGCCAGUAAACCGGUGACUGUUUUUCCACUUUGUUUGAUUAACACUUACCCUGUCACAUGGUACAGUACUUACAUGUAAUUGUGUAUUUCUAAAAGUCUAAUUUAUAAGGUGGCACAGUGUUGUUGAGAUGUUUUCUCUGAAACUUUUGUAUUUGAAAUUCUGACUAAAUAUUUUGUUCUGAAACAA
Messenger RNA from Oreochromis niloticus (Nile tilapia), 2426 nucleotides. Its product is annotated as heparan sulfate glucosamine 3-O-sulfotransferase 6. Gene Ontology annotation, molecular function: [heparan sulfate]-glucosamine 3-sulfotransferase activity. Bases 369 to 1484 code for a protein of 371 amino acids. Lineage: Eukaryota; Metazoa; Chordata; Actinopteri; Cichliformes; Cichlidae. The transcript has 2 exons. The record is from RefSeq and is a predicted model, not a curated record.